UAUAUAGGAGGAGGACGGAGCUUGUCGGUCGGUCGGUCGCCCUCGCGCGUCAGGCACGUCGCAACCCCUAACACCGUAGUAUCGCAGGUCGCCGGGUCUCCCGACCAUGAGAAGAGGAGCGUCGGGUGCCGUCGCCGUCGGCCGUUAUCACGAGACGUCGUCUCCGCCAGCGUCUAUAUCGUACGCGUCUACAUCACCGCCUUGGUCGGACCAGAAAUAAAAGGCCGGCGUCUGGAAAAUUGCCGUCAAGGACCGGACGCACGCGAGAAAACCGGUGACACGGACCUCUUCCGGUGUGUGAUCUUGCGGCCGCGGAAGAAAACAAAAGAAGAGAAGGGAGAGAGAGAGAGAGAGAGAGAGAGAGAGAGACGCGGAGAAGCCGGGUCGGCAAUUCUCUUUCUCGAGAAUUGCACGGAUCGAGAGAGAAAGGAAGGGGGUGGUGAUUAUAUGCGGCAUGCGGUCUUGAAAGCACGCACGAACAGGUGGCGAGGCGGGAUCAUCCUCGCGGAGGACUCGGUGGCUGGCGAAAAAGAGGGUGAAGGCGGGAAGAGCAGAAAUACGACACGCGUGUGCGACAAAAUACGCGCAGAUUUGCAGACGCAACGACGGCACGGCUUCUGAUGAAUCUGCGCGAACCGACGAUCACGUCCCCGGAACUGAUCGAGGUGCAUUCUCGGCGCUUAACGUCGAGGCGUCGUUUUCUACACUACUAGAACCCGAACAAGGUAACUUGGACAAUCAAUCACCGCUGUGAAGAUCAACUGUGGGGAGGCACCCUUCUGGUCACGACCUGCAUCAUGCUCAGUCCUAAGAUGCAAAAAACUGUGAGGGUAAAUGACUCCCAGCUGGUCAUGCUCUCAGAGAAAGCACAUUACGAUCAUUCGCUGUCAGGAUAUUUGUACAAGCGGACAGCUGAUUCCACCAAGUGGCAACAACGAUGGUUCGUUCUCUAUCAGAAUCUGCUAUUCUAUUACGAGAACGAGACUUGCUCACGACCCAGCGGCGUCGUUCUGCUGGAAGGCUGUUAUUGCGAUCGACUCAUCACCGCCAAAGGCAAAGAGCCGGAUAAACAGCACUGUUUCGCGAUAUCGUACAGGAGGGAGAACCAACGGCAAUACGAGCUAAAAGCACCCACAGAGACGGACUGCAAAACGUGGAUCGAUGCGAUACGAGAAGCUAGCUUCAACAAAUUGUUGCUACAAAAGGAGGAGCUCGAGCAAAAGCACCUGCACCUGUUGCAAAUCGUCGAGAGCGAGAAAACGGCCAAGUGGCAGUACACUCAGCAAUGCGAGGAAUUGGCGUCAGAAAUAAAAAAGCUCCGAGCGGAGCUGUGCGCCUUGAAAAAGGAGCUGAGGCCUUCCGUGAUACCGAUAUACUCGAACCGGCCGGCGGUUCAAAGAACCAUGUCCCAGGGUACCGGGACCUUGUUCCAUCCGUACGGCAGCAGUGCUCAUAUUUCCAGCGGCUGCUUCGCCCCCGGUUUACGCGAGAUCUCGGAGGGUUCCAUCGAGAUGCAAAAGGUGAAGAAGGUCCAGAGCUUCUUCAGGGGCUGGCUGUGCCGACGGCGCUGGAAGCAGAUUGUUGAACAGUACAUCAAGAGCCCGCAUGCCGAGAGUAUGCGCAAACGGAACAGCCUGGUAUUCCAAAUGGUGGAGGCCGAAGAGGAAUACACGGAGCAGAUGGAGAUUUUAGUAAGCUGUUUUCUGAGGCCUUUCAAGAUGGCUGCUAGUUCAAAAAAACCCCCAUGUAGUCACGAGGACGUGAAUAGCAUAUUUUUGAAUAGUGAAACCGUGCUGUUUCUCCAUCAAAUCUUCCUGAAGGGUCUCACCUCGCGUAUGGAGAGCUGGCCCACUUUAGUUUUAGGUGACUUGUUCGACAUGCUGCUACCGAUGUUAUCCAUAUAUCAAGAGUACGUGCGAAACCACCACUAUAGCCUUCAAGUGUUGACUGAGUGCAAGCAAUCGUCACCGUUCGUGGCGUUGCUCAAUAGGUUGGAGAACAAGACUGCCUGCCACGGACGAUCCCUGGAGACCUUUCUAACAUAUCCCAUGCAUCAGAUUCCAAGAUAUAUUAUUACUUUGCACGAGUUAUUGGCGCAUACGCCGUAUGAUCAUGUGGAACGUAAGAGCCUCCAGAAUGCCAGGCAACAGCUGGAGGACCUCUCGAGACAAAUGCACGACGAGGUUAGCGAGACUGAAAAUUUGAGGAAAAAUCUAGCAGUGGAGCGAAUGAUUAUCGAGGGAUGCGAUAUCUUAUUGGACGUUAAUCAGGUCUUCGUCAGACAGGGUACGCUGAUACAACUCGUAGACAAACCGCGCGGUGCGCGAAGCAGAUUAAGUGCUACUUUCGGCGGCAAAGCCGCGAGCGACAAGGAGGCCGUUAGACAGUGCUUUCUCUUCUCGAAUCAUCUGUUGCUCACGACGCGCCAAUCCGACGACGAUGGCCGCUUGAAUCUGGUCCCGCAGAUUGGCAAAAUACCCCUUUCCGAUGCGGUGCUGAUUGAGGAUCCGAGCGAUCAGGGUGUUUUAGACGACGAUGGACUGUCAGUAUGUUCGAUGUCAAGCGGCAUUAGCGAGAGCAGCGGAAGCGGUAGCGGCAGUGGGACUUCCCAAUUGCAAAAUCGCGACUUCAAAAUUGUGCUCGAUAUAAAAUCCAGUAGCUCGCAGGUGACCGUUCAUUUAGUGGCGCCUACCAUGCAAGAAAAAGCGGCGUGGGUCAGCGAUAUCAGUCAGUGUAUGGACAAUGUACACUUUAACGAUUUGCUCCACGGAUCGUUGUCGGACACCAGCUCUGUGACGAUGCCGCACUCCAUCCGGAACGAUCCUAAACUAUUCAAGGACGACGUGGAUAUCAGGUUUAGCCGUACUUUAAACUCUUGUAAAAUACCGCAGAUCCGUUCCGCGACACCCGAGCGGCUGCUGCAGCGACUGACCGACCUCAGGUUCCUUAGUAUCGAUUUCCUCAACACAUUUUUGCUGACGUACCGGGUGUUCACCGAUGGCGUCACGGUACUAGAAGCUCUCAAGAAAGUUUUCUACGAAGCCGAACCACCAGAUUCGCAACUCCCUCCUACUGGAUCUCUCGUAUCCUUAGAUGUACUAGGAGCAAAUGCAAGUGAAUUACAAUUGUACUCCGAGGAUCGAAGGAAAAGUAGCCUUUCACCGAGACGAACUAGUGGCGCAAGCUCAGUAUCAGGAUAUGGAUCAGAAGUGAGUGAUACUCGUGACGUGAAAUCUACUGAUGCUAAUACCAGCGGAUAUAACUCGAAAAGUCACUGGCGGUCUGGUUAUAAGAAGUUGGAGGAAGAACAAUCGCUCGGACUCAUUUCCGAAACUCCGGUCAUAAAACGCAGUCCAACAUCGCAAGUCGCCAGUUCAGCCAGCUCGAUGCAAUCUCCGAUUAUGCCACGAAAAAUCAGCAUUCGUGUAGAUAAGGAAGAGGAUGACGGAUGCCACCUAACGAUACCGAAAGUAAUAGCUGUGUCGUCCAGUUCCGAGACACUCACAGACGUUACAGCAAUCAGCGCACCAUCCUCGCCAAGCAAUUUAAGUUCUGUGACGCUAAUUGGUUCGACGGAAUCCGGGUCCGGAUCCGGAUCUGGGUCGGAUCCAAGUCCUCAAGAAGGAGGUACUUACUCACGUCGUGUCUCGGAAAUUGACACACCUGUCACAAAUGAAAAGGAAAAAGCACAAUUUACUUAUGACGACAUACCAUCAUCGAUCGAACCUGCCAAAUCAGACACUCCAAAAACACCGAAGACACCAAAAACGCCAAAAACACCGGACACUCCGAGAACACCGAAAACUCCGGACACUCCGAUAACGCCGAAAACACCGAAAACACCGAAAACUCCGAAAACACCAGACACGCCGAGAACGCCGGAAGCGUCAAAAACGCCGGACACGCCGAGAACACCGAAAACACCGAAAACACCGAAAACGCCAGUCUCUCCGCUGACAAAGGAUGCCAAGGAUGGUAAAGAAGAGCAGGCUUCGUCGACCGACGAAGAUAGUGUAACUUCUCCUAAACCAAGCAACCAAUUGGCACAACCGAAUCAGCAGCAACAGUACUCGGAGCAUAGGGCAUCUAUAGCUUCCGCACCAGCAGCCACCGGAUUAAGAAGUGGCUCGGUCUCCACCAUAACUGGCAACUAUUGGGCAAGUAGACGGUCGAUGCAUGACGAAAGCUCUUCGCAACAGAGUAGCUAUCAGCAUGAUGCACAGGUUUCCAGCAAAGCUGGCGUGGUAAUAACUAGCUUCCGCCAGAGUCAUCGAAGCAUUGGACCUGAACCUAUUUGGAGCAGCACGUCUACGGCGGCGACGGCGUUUGCCAUCGCAACCUCCGCCUCGAGCAAUCCACCGGACAUUCGGCCCUCUACCGCGAAUGACCGUGGUCGAGAUAGGAACAGGCGGAAGGAGUCAGUAAUGUCGACUGCCGCGACGAUGAGGGUGCUGAACGUCUUGAGACACUGGGUGUCCAAGCACGCCCAGGACUUCGAGAUGGAUCAGAAAUUGAAGAGCAUGACGAUCGAGUUCUUGGAGGACAUUAAUUACAGUCCCAAUCUGUUACCAGCCGAACACAAGGCGGCUACUCAGCUUCUUAGAUUGAUAACCAAAGAAGAAAGCGACACCAACAAGAUCGACUUGAAGAGGCUGCUGACUCCACCAGUAAUUCCAAGUAAAGAAAGCAUCGAGACAUUGUCUGCACUUGAAAUCGCAGAACAAAUGACUUACCUGGAUCAUCAAAUAUUUGUUUCUAUCACCAGCGAAGAAUUUCUUGGGCAAGCAUGGAUGAAAACGGACAAGGCGACACGUGCACCUCAUAUUCUUCUCAUGACGAAGAGAUUUAACGAGGUGUCACAGUUAGUUGUCUCCGAGAUUAUUCGUCGUUCCAACAUGUCGUCCAGAGUCGCGGCUAUCGAAAAAUGGGCAGCAGUCGCUGACAUUAAUAGGGUACUGCAUAAUUACAAUGGCGUAUUGCAGAUUUGUGCGGCGUUCACAAACAGCAGUGUGUACAGGCUGAAGAAAACUUGGGAUAAAGUUUCCAAAACGACAAAGCAGACGAUAGAGAGACUGCAACAUAUCGUUUCAUCCGAUGGGCGCUUUAGAAAUUUGCGGGACGCCUUGCAUCGAUGCGAUCCACCUUGUAUCCCUUACUUAGGUCUUUAUCUUACUGAUCUUUCGUUUAUCGAAGAGGGUACUCCAAACGUUACCGAGGGUCUUUUGAAUUUUUCGAAAAUGCGAAUGAUUUCUCAUGUAAUCCGCGAGAUACGGCACUUCCAGCAAACUCCCUAUAAAAUUGAAUUAGUCACUAAGGUAACCAACUACCUGCUGGAUACGUCGCUCCUGCUGAACGAAAAGGAUCUAUAUCGCAUGUCCUUGGAGCUCGAACCCAGAACGUCCAGAUUGAGUAGUUCUGCCUUGAUCGAUCUACCAUCUUCGGUCAGCAACGUGUCUACAAAAUAAAUUUGUUUUGUGAAGCAACUCAACUCCUUCGUUCCACAAUGAAUCGAAAAGAGAAGUCUAGGUUUGAAAAGAAUUUACUAUUUAUUGCGCGAUUGGCCGAUCGUUACGACGAUCGCGAAUGCGUGACUCGUCGUGUUAUCAGCCCCGUCCAGUUCUGUCCAUCUUUGCUUAUAACGUAACGUCCGUUAACUUCCGUUGUCGUUUUAUUUAUGUAAGAUUUAUAUAAAUAAGCUCAACAAUGAUCUCAUUGUCGCACAGAAUCGACCUCUGAUUUGCGGAAGAAAAUUUAUCGUUAUUAUUUAAUAAAUGUAGCAAUUAUACAAAAAAAAAAAAUAGCGAAACAUUGAACGAAACUUCUCAACGGAAUUUCCGUGUUACCAGAACUGCUGUCGCAGUUUCUUUUAACUACUUUUUUCCCUCAUUAUUACUACAGCUGAUUCUAUUCUUUUAAAUUUUAAAAUAACAAAUGUUCUAUUUCUAUAGUAAUUUAAAGUUGCAGUUGGAGAGAACUGACAAACGAGAUCGCAGAUCUUAGCAAAAGCAUUUGAUAGUAACGUGUACAGAUUCUAGAGAAUUAAAUACGCCAUUGUAUAUAAAAAUUUGCUGAAAAUAAGAAAAUGACAAAAUAUUAAUUAAUAAUAAAUGUAGAAAGAUUCUCUCGUAACGAUACGUUUAUGCUAAAACUCUCCAUGUCGUUGAAGAAAUUAUAAUCUUAUUCAAAAGUGCGGUCAGCUUGAUCUGUUCGAUAAAUAAUUUUUCACAGAAUACUUGAAUUUUUUUUUACAAAAAACAGGCUGUUGCUGACACUGACAAAAUAAUUUCAAUGAAGGCGACAAAAAAUUGGUUUUAGUUUAGCCAAGCUCAAUCGAGCCAGUAUUAUUGCGCGAGGCGUAUAAGCAGUUCAAACGAGUACGUUUAAGAGAAUCGAUUUAAGAGAAGCGUAUGAAAGGUGAAGGAAGUUGUAUUCUGACAAUCAAUAGCGUAACGAUAUUGCUGUUUUUUGUUUAUUGUAAUUUGUUAUUGCUACGAGUAUCAAAGAAAAAAAACUCGCAUGUCAAACAGCUGAAAACCAGUUAAGUAUCAUUUUUUCCAAAAUUGUACACAAAAGUGUUAUAAUUUUUAUGAAAAAAUUUGUUAUUAAUAUAUUGUUUUAUUAACAUAUCUUGAUACAAAAUUUUUUAUUUUAAUUCUAAUUUGGAUAUUUACAUUGUUAAAAUAACAGUUAUAAAUUUUAAAUAUUUAAAAGUAUAUAUACAAGUUUUCUUUUUGUUUGCCAAGCGAGAUGUAAAUCUUAUACAAAAGGGUAUAUACAUAUCAACUAUAUUUAACAUAAUUACAAAUCAAUGUUUCUCUCGCCUGCCUCUAUAUUUUUAUUCUACAUUUAUACCAAUAGCAACACAAUGAUCAGAUAAUUUGGAACCGAGAUUCCGUUGACCCACGCAUUACAAAGAAAAAAGAAAGAGGCAAUCUUACAAAAGAAAAAGUUAUAUACAUGUAUUAUAUAUAUACAUAAGUGUAUAUAUAUAGGUAUAUAUACAUAUAUAUAUAUAUCUAUAUAUACACCUAUCUAUUUUUAGCUUUACGUUUAUUAAGAGACUUUUAGAUGCAUUUCUGCAUCAAUAAAACUAAUCGUUCCCACUGUGCAAAGGGCACACGAUCUUUUCGAGCUCAAAUAUGAAAAUCAUGGCGUGCAGACCACGCGUUUCUAAUCAAAUAUAUGCGAGAAGGAAGGCUCUUUCUCAAAGUGUCGUCUUUCGAAAAGACGGCGAGCAAAGAGCCAGGACAGCGCUAUUCACAUUUGUAUUCUUUAAAUUUAAAAAAAGUGUCCCUUAAGGUCGUGCCAUACGCGAAUUAGAACAACGCGUAUAGGCAUUCCAAUCUCUACCAGGGUUUAUUCUCAAAAGAAAGCAUGAUAUGGCGGCUAUUGAAAGGAUAAAACUUAUCUAUAUUCUCCUUUCGCAAAGUCUACGUUCCUCGAAGACGACAUGCGACCAGUUAAUUAAUUGUAAAUAUCGAGAGCUCGUUACUUUUAUCGAAUUGUAGCUACCGUUAAAAGUCGAUUCGACUAUAAUAACUCUGGGUGAUCCGCAGAUCACAUGUCUGUCUUAUGUCUCCAAGAAAUUGUCAUGAUUUAUACAUGCUGUUCUAAUCUCUCAACAUUCGAUACUAUUGUAUCAUUUCUAUAGGGGCGCAUAGAAAAAUUAUAUAAAUAUUAAAAGUAUCAAAAAGAAAUUACCUUUUAAUUUGCACAAUUGAUUGGUCCUCAAAAUGUUUUGCAAAAUUAAAUUAAUUAACAUAGUCGAUUUUGCAUAAAAAUUUUCCGACUGUUUGAUGACAAGUUGAUGACUAUUUGAAUUAAUUGUGUGCAUUGAAAAAAGAGUUUAAUGAUUACAAUCAAUCUUUGAUGAAAUAAUUUUAAUUAUAUGUUUUGUUAAUAUAUCCAAAUGUUGUACUAAAUGUAGUAAUAUUUAAUAAUUAUAUUAAUAAUAGUAAUCGAAACGUAAUAAUAGUAAUAAAACUUAUUAAAUGCUUUGAAAUUUAGUUAUAUUAACUAAACAUUUAAUUGAAUUUAAUUCACCAAAGUAACUCUAUCAUUUAGAGUUAUUUUUAUUAUUAUAUAAACGUAAUAUUUUUUAUUAUUAUAUAAACUCCUUUUUAGUAUAAAUUGCAAAAAUCAUCAAUAUUUUAACCGCAUAUUACGCAGUAAUGUUACACGUUCGUCAUAGCGGUAAAAAUGAUUUCAGAAUAUGUAGAUUCUUUUAAUAACAAUGCAUCUAAUGAGAACACAAAUAUAAUUGAAAAUUUAAAAGUAUAGUAGAAAAAA
This is a messenger RNA of Monomorium pharaonis (pharaoh ant), 8289 nucleotides long. RefSeq names its product ras-specific guanine nucleotide-releasing factor 2. The record is from RefSeq and is a predicted model, not a curated record. Gene Ontology annotation, molecular function: protein binding; guanyl-nucleotide exchange factor activity. Gene Ontology annotation, biological process: Ras protein signal transduction; positive regulation of GTPase activity. The transcript has 26 exons. Lineage: Eukaryota; Metazoa; Arthropoda; Insecta; Hymenoptera; Formicidae. Gene Ontology annotation, cellular component: plasma membrane. Bases 798 to 5465 code for a protein of 1555 amino acids.